AUGUCGAACGCCUACGUGGAUGGAAUCAUCGGCGAAUACUCUGAGGAUAAUUUCACCGUCAGAGCCACAUUCACCGUGUUCUUAGGACUCGCUCUUUACAACUCCAUCGAAUUAUUAGUCCUCAUCUUCGCCUCUUUCCGUCGUUACCGUGGUCUGUAUUUCUGGAGCUUACUCCUCGCCACAGUCCUAGGCGUGAUCCCUCAAUCCGUCAGUUUCCUACUCAAAUACUACGAUAUCGGUCCACUAUGGUUCGCCAUUACUUUAUCCACGAUAGGAUGGUAUUUCAUGGUUACGGGCCAAGCACUCGUGCUCUUUUCUCGUCUCAACAUCGUCGUCCAGGAUCUGACAAUUAGUCACCGCGUCCUGGCAAUGAUCAUCAUCGAUGCAAUCGUUCUCCACGUCCCAACAACCGUCCUAACCUAUGGUUCCAAUUUCGUCCGCACUUCCGUCUGGGUUUCCGCAUAUAAGAUUAUGGAACGGAUCGAACUCACCGGUUUCUCGCUUCAAGAAUUUAUUAUCUCCGGUCUCUACAUCUACAAAGCUGUUAAAAUCCUUCGAAUGUCCCCAGCAAGCACGCAAGGCAAUAACCCCAAUCGGAAAAUCAUGUACCAGCUCCUCGCCAUUAACGCUCUUAUCAUCGUCAUGGAUGUGAUUCUCUUGGUUCUUCAGUACAUGAAUUACUUCGUUAUUCAAACGACUCUCAAAUCAACAGUUUACAGUAUCAAACUCAAGCUGGAGUUCGGGGUCCUGAGUCGUCUUGUUUUUAUGGUUCAGUCUCAUCGCUAUUGGCCGAGUGAUACGCCGAAAGAUUAUACUCGUCCCGUUAGGGCGAGGGACGAUCCGGACGAGUUGGAUUAUCAUGAAUUUUUGGAUGUUGCUCAGAGUAAUCCUGAGUACCCGUAUGCACCGAAGAAUUGCAAGUCGGCUUCGUCGCGUCAUAGGGAAGUUGUAUGA
Molecule: messenger RNA, 954 nt
Organism: Penicillium malachiteum
Lineage: Eukaryota; Fungi; Ascomycota; Eurotiomycetes; Eurotiales; Aspergillaceae
Exons: 1
Coding region: 1-954 (317 amino acids)
Source: RefSeq, a predicted model, not a curated record